Molecule: messenger RNA, 816 nt
Organism: Blepharisma stoltei
Lineage: Eukaryota; Ciliophora; Heterotrichea; Heterotrichida; Blepharismidae
Source: the annotation of a GenBank genome assembly
AUGGAGAGUGGAACCCCUUUAAGAGAAAUUGUCAGGAUAUUGGAGAGGUCUUGGAAGGAAGAAUACAAAAAAGAAGCAAAAAAAGGCUUACUCCCCCCUCCGUGAGCGAACAAAACCAUUAGAAAAAUCCCUAUUUUUUGCCCAAAACCUCCCUCCGUGAGCGAACAAAAUUUUUUAAUAAAACAAUUUUUUAUGAACAAAAUUGAUAUAUAAAUGAUAAUUAGUAUAAUGAAAUCUAUAGCUAAUUCUGUUUAAUUUUAAACAAAUCUCGCUUUAAAACAUAUAUUUUAUAAUAAAUUAAUAUUUAUUUGCUUUCCAAAUUUUGCAAAUUAGAAUAUUUUUAAAAUUUUGAAAAAAAAAUUUUCUAUAAAAUUUAUAUAUAAAUUUUUUAAAAAAAGAAAUUAACCUCACGAGGGGGAGCUAGCUGAUGCGAAAAUUAUAUAUGCUAAAAUAUUAAUAAAAGGAGCCGCACAUAUAAGAAAAAAUCCGAAAUUAGCAAUCAAAAUCCUUAAAGAAAUUAGUUUUAAGAGCCCUGAAGCUUCUCUUAUGCUUGCAAAGCUGUAUCUAAAAGGAAAAUCUGCUGCAAAAGAUCUAUAUAAAGCGUACUAUUAUUUAAGAAUAACAGUUGGGUUUGAUUGUAAAUGUGAAGACCGCUAUAAAGCACAGUUGCAUUCAGGUGAAAUCAGUAAUGUCUUUUCAUGCAACUACGCGUUGGCGUUACGAUUAUUAAAUAUGUGUCGAUUUCCAGACGACUGUGAAGAAAGGUUUAGAGUAAAGUUUGAGAAGCAUAUACAAAAAUUAAAACCUACAAAGUAG